AUGGCGGGCGUCGUCAACACUGCGCGGCUUUCAGCCCGCAUUGCAAGCAGAUAUGCUCCGCGAUAUGUCUCCCGCAGAGGCUUUCAAGUCUCUGCGCAGGACCGAGCUGCCCAAAACUACCCAAUGCCCGCCCUCUCCCCCACAAUGACCGAAGGAAACAUUGCGAACUGGAAGCUCAAGGAGGGGGACUCCUUCUCCGCCGGAGAUGUUCUGCUAGAGAUUGAGACAGACAAGGCGACAAUGGACGUGGAGGCGCAGGACGACGGUAUUCUCAUGAAGAUCACCAAGCAGGAUGGGUCCAAGGGUGUCAAAGUCGGCGAACGGAUAGCAGUGACUGCGGAGCUGGGCGACGACGUGAGCAGCUUGGAAUUGCCCGCAGAUGACAGCAGUCCGAGUCAGGGACAGAAAGAUGCCAAAGGCGCACAACAGGGAGAUGAAGAGGCGAAUGUGAAGGAGACGCAGGAGAAGGCGCCUGAGAGACAACAAGAACCGCAACAAACGUCUCAGAGCGAUGCGAAGCAGGGUGGUACGGCGCAGAAGCAGAAGUACCCACUCUAUCCAUCAGUGGAGCAUAUUCUACACCAGAAUGGCCUGUCUGCCGCGGAUGCAGAGAACAUUCCUGCAACUGGCCCGCUGGGACGACUACUGAAGGGAGACGUGUUGGCAUACUUGGGCAAGAUCAACAAGGAAUACCCUGCGCAGUCAUCUGCUCGAUUGGAGAAGCUUUCGCACCUAGACCUCUCGAACAUUCAACUUGCGAAGAAAGCAGAGACCAAGCCUGAGCAGACUAAGCAGCAAGAAGCUGCUGUCGAGGAGCCCAUACAAGCAACCGAAAUCGCCAUCCCCAUCAGCCUCUCCUCCGUCAUCGCUACCCAGAAGCGAGUGCAAGACUCUCUCGGCAUCUUCCUCCCGUUGUCGACUUUCAUCGCUCGCGCUUCGGAACUCGCCAAUGACGACCUCCCCGUCAACAAGAACCGGAAACCGACUGCAGACGACCUCUUCAAUGCUGUUCUUGGUCUUGACCAAAUACCAAAGAGCAGCAGAGGCCACUAUUUCCCCAACAUCACUGGUAUCACGCCAGCUCCUAUCCCAGCCAGGUCGACUAAGAAGCCGGACAUCAUCGACUUCCUCGCACCAAAGAAGGCCAAGACACCAAAGCCUGUAAUUCCAGUAGCCCCAGGGAUCUCGGCCACGAACAAUAUCUUCUCUAUCGUUGCGGAGGCUGGUGAGGAGGCUCAGGCUACUGAGUAUCUCGAGCGAAUGAAGCUCGCUUUGGAGCAGGAGCCCGGCAGGCUGGUAUUGUAG
Messenger RNA from Zasmidium cellare ATCC 36951, 1305 nucleotides. RefSeq lists its product as uncharacterized. NCBI's taxonomy places the organism in Eukaryota, Fungi, Ascomycota, Dothideomycetes, Mycosphaerellales, Mycosphaerellaceae. Gene Ontology annotation, molecular function: dihydrolipoyllysine-residue acetyltransferase activity. The record is from RefSeq and is a predicted model, not a curated record. Gene Ontology annotation, biological process: pyruvate decarboxylation to acetyl-CoA. The transcript is spliced from 2 exons. Gene Ontology annotation, cellular component: pyruvate dehydrogenase complex. Bases 1 to 1305 code for a protein of 434 amino acids.